CACACACACACACCGGAUGAUAAUUUUUGGGUACUCAUAAAGUGCUCGUCUGAAUAGGUUCUCUCUGACAUGUUUUGGACAUAAAGGGAUAAACCUGAAGUGUGGAGGUGUAACACAUACAGGGUAGAUACUAUAACUUCUAAACAAACAACGCAGUGAAUGAAAAUUUCAACAAAUUAUUUUUUUUUCAGACUAUUUGCCUUUUAGCACCGACUCAGGCCAGGCUGAAGUGACGGGGAGCUGUUGACGACACUACAUUUGAGACAAGAUGAGACUCAAGUACCAUCAUAACUACAUUCAUAUAUGCUAUCAAUAGCCAAUCAGCACCAUCACUUUCCUGACGUCAGAAUUCAAUAGCCAAUCAACGCCUCCGUUAUCACCACGCUCACGAUGGAGAAGGACACAACACCUUCAGCCGUGGCAGGAUCUUGCCUGCCGUGAGGCAGCAGCAGGGGAGAGACACACUGAGGCCGUCCAUCAACUACAACUUGGACACCUCACAGCAACUAAUGUUCCCAGACUUGUGAAGUAUUUAGGCGUCAUCCACGUCCUCACUACCCCUUCGAUUAUCAAAGCGUCGUCUACCUGAAUCAGUCCUUCGAUUUUUUGAGAUAUCUUCCGACUAUCCGCCAACAAACUCAUAAUACGUUAAAGCAUUAUUUUCCCCUUAAAAUUUCCCAUCGACAAAAAUUUCACCUCCAAAAAUUUCACCUUCCUUCAAGAUCCUGCAAACCCUUAAAGUUUCACUUUCCUUACCAGCUCCUGCGACUCUUUCAAAGUGAGUUGUAAGAACUGUCUGGGAUAAUAAGUGCAUUCAAGCAAAACUUUGUAGGUUUGUUACUACAAACAGAAUGAAGAAUAAAGAAACAUUGAAACUGAUCACUAAAAUACGUAAAUUUUCAUGUGUAAAUUCCUGACUUGCGUAGUAUCAAGACAAAACUGACAUACACUAUUUCCGUCCAGUUAUAUUGAAAACAAAAUUAUUUCUAAACUUUUGUGGUUGUGUUUGGCCACAACCUAUGAACAAAAGAUAACACUAAUUGUUGGGGAAAGCGGGAAAAAAUAAAGACGUCUGGAAAAUGUGAAUUAUCUAACACUCCCAGACCACCGUUUUAGAGGUUUGGCACACGGCCUACAUGCGUCACAAGUGGCGGUGUGAUGAAAUAAUCUUGUCAUUAAGAAAGCGGAUUUCCUUAAGUUAAUUCGAAAGAACAUUGUUAAACUUUCUCUAGUUUUGUCUUAAAAGUGUUUUUAUGAGAAGAAUACUGCAAAAUAUCUCAAAUCUACCCCGAGACUUUAAUGGUAUAAUUUAGAAAUAUAUAAUAAAGCCAAAUAGAAUAAAAGCUUUCGAAAAGAAGCAAGACUAAUAUGAUUCAAACGCAUCUAUGCUGUCGCUCAGAUGACUGAUAAAAGAAUCACUUAUAUCCUCAACAAGGUCUCAACAGAUGAACCAAGAAUAAUAUGAAGAUAGAGUGCUGGAAAAUCUGAAGAACAUGACAACUUGGGUUAUUUAGAGGAUAAAGAAUGCGAAAUAAUUUGAAGGACACGAUUGUUUAUAACGAGGAGGUAACGAAAGUUUUGUACCUUAGAGGAGCCGCCAAUCGCGAGUACUUUGGUGGAAAUGGAUCCUUUAUCGGCUUGGAAAACAUAGAAUACUGAAUAACUCAUGCAGCCGUUAACAUCGUUGGACACCAUUAGUAAGAAAAUACUAUAAAAACACAUAACUCAGGAAGCAUUGGGGGAACUGGACAAAAUAUAUAGUUAUUUUAUUGAAUAAUCUCGUAUGUGGUUCAGCUGUACAGAACACUUGCUCCGUGUUUCUCUGCGUGGGGAGGAAGAUGUCCUCUGUGGGUGUGAGUGAGACUGACGUCAUGUGUAUCGCUGAACCCCGGAUGAAGAGUAGAUAUACUUUAUGAUAAACAAUAAGUGACAAAUUCUUCAGGGACACAGUGUAGUUUAGCCUAAAAAAAAUUUGCAUUUUUUUAUUUCCAGAAAACAUGAAAAAUAUUUAAAGAACAACAACACGUAGGGAUAAUAAAGAAAACGCUCUAUCAGGACGCCACAAUACCCGUACCAGAAUAUUCUUUUAUAAAAAGUAAUAUCGUAUAACUACAAGUAGAACUUAUAGGAAAAUACGGUAUACUUGUAUGUAAAUAACAAGACUGUCGCUUCUGAGUAAACAAAAUGUAAAUAUAUCACUCACGAAUGUUCUCAAUAUAAACAAAGGACGAAAUAUUCUCGGUAUCAUCUUAACGUGAGGUAAACAAAAUCACUAUGCCACUGCCAGGAUCGCGCUCCUUGUCCCCAGCGUCACCUUGCUGGUUCUACAGCCUCUGGCACACCGCUAACCUCCACCCUUCUCUUGAUAACUACCAGAGGCCAUGUCGCCUGAGUUGCUGACAUCGCCAUGAAUGGUUCUGAACUGCGACAUCGGCCCGAGAUCGAUGUCAGCGCCUUCAACAGCUCUGGAGUCGUGACCCCAGGGAACGCCAGCUAUAACCUGGCCACGGGGUGGUGGAGCGGAUGGGAGGGUGUCACGCUGGCCACACUGCAGGUGGGAGUGUUUGUGGUGGGGCUGCUUGGUAACGUGACAGUAGCGGCCUCCGUGUGGCGGAGGGGGACGGGGCAGCAGCAGCAGACGGCUGCACACCGCCACGCCCUCCUGCUGUCCCUGGCGCUAGCUGACUUGAUGGUGACCCUGCUAUGUCUGCCUGCUGCUGCCACAAGCCUGCUCACCUUCCCCUGGGCGGCGCCUUGGAUCCUGUGUCCCCUGCUGACCGCUGCCCAGAGCACUGCCCAUGCUGCCUCUACCCUCUCCCUAACCUUACUGGCGCUUGACCGAUACCUCACCGUCAGGCGACCCAAGUUGGCCCCAAAAGUUUCAGCGGUGACGGUGCAGCUGUUAGUGGCGCUGUGGUUAGUAGCAGCGUUGAUGGCACUGCCCCGCGGCCUGGUGGCUACCCUACAAGCUCCAGGUCCUGUGUGCCGUGAGAUGUGGCCGGUUCCCGCCGCCCGUAUCAUCUACCACACAGCUGUAGCUGCACUCAUCCACCUCCUACCUUGUGCUGCCGUCAUCCUCUGUCACGCCGCCGUAGCAGCAUCGCUAAGACGUCGUGGGAUGGAGGACACGCGGAUGAACCUGCGACCGCGGCAAGUGAUCAUCAUGGCUAAGGACUGUAGUCUGGGGGGAGCCAACAACCAUAAAAUUGUGGCCGCAUCAUCAAGCGGAGACUCUGCCGACGGCGAGGACGACAGGGCUGCCUUUGACCUGCAUGAGGCGGCUGUCUCUCAGCCAGUGAGAGACGCGGGCAAGGGCAGGGGACCACAGCCGCCCCCGCGGGCUGUACCAACCAUGAAGCCCGCCAAGGACGUACAUACCAUCAUCCGCGCCCACCGACGCAUGCGGUUGCGGGGCCCCGCCCAUGCCGCCUCCAUCUUCACCUCCUACCGCGGACACUCAGUGGAAACCCGGAGGCGGCUGGCCCGGCUCCUGGUGGCAUUGGGAGCGGUGUUCUCCGCGUGUUGGUUGCCUUAUGUAGUGGCGCUAGUGGUAUGGGCGGUCCGGGAAUCCCCUGGAACCCGCCACGCCCUGGAGAUCACCCUGGUGUUGGGCCACGCCCACUCUGCCGUCAACCCGGUAGUGUACUGGCUCAUGAACCGCGCCUUUCUUUCUUCCCUACACCGCCUCGUGUCCGCCCAGCUACGCCUACCCCAGGGGCUUUCUUGUGGGGGAUGCGCUCGUCCCUCCUGCCUAACACGCCCUCCGGCUGCGCCCUGGGCCGGGAAUUCUUCUACUAAUGAGGACAACCUUGGGCCCUUCCACCCAAAAUACCUCAACCCGCACGCCCUCAGACCUCAAGCGUCCCGCUGCACCUCACACUACUUCCAUUAGUUGUCACCCCCACACAAACCACCUCGUUAGAAGUAGUCACCACACACACACACAUUAACACACACACACACACACGCACACACCACCUCCGUUAGCAACAGUCGUCACCACACACACCACCUUACAGGUCACAGGAAUCCUCACCAAGUAUCCAUAUUAAAUCCUGAAACUUUUCGAAGCAAAGCAAGUACAUAAUGUUGUAAAGAAUCAUUUCAUUUGUGUUGAUCUUUAUGAUACAAUCCGCUUUAGUAAAUUGCUCUCUCUCUCUCUCUCUCUCUCUCUCUCUCUCUCUCUCUCUCUCUCUCUCUCUCUCUCUCUCUCUGAUGUUUAGGAUUCUUGAAUAACAUUUAAACAGUGCUCACUCCUUUUACAGUCAUUAACAACACACUACGACUCUUUGUUGUCUUUAGGCACAACUAUAAUCAAGAAAAGGAAUAAUGCACAUCUUUUUUUCUAAUACUUACAGCUCUCAACCCGAGAUGAUGCAGUGAGAAAAGUAUUUUAUCAUUUCAUGUUCACAUUAACAAGAGGAGCAAAAUUAUAUUCCUAUAUAAUACAUAAUUAUACAAAUAUAACUCACACAGUCAUGUUAAAACAUGCAACUCAUGGAAAUCCUGUACUGCCGUCUAUUUUUCUCUUUUCUUCACUAAUAUCUCCCGUCCUCAACAGAAUAUGAUAUAAUGACUAAAGGACAACUUAGAUCUCAGCAUCUUCUUAGACUUUUAUAUAUAAUGGACCCUUAGCGCAGUAUGAGAACAUAAAUUCUUAACAGGGUGCAGUGUGGCUGCCAGACGGACGAGUAAUCAUAACAAUUCAAUCCUGCCAUACUGACAAUUAUACAUCCUUUAACUAUCUUCACUCCUUAUCAAUUUUAUAGAUAUAGUAUUUAUUAUAGUAUAUAUGACCCAGUUCUGUAUUUUGUUAUUCUUUUCAUUUGAAUAUAUCCGCCCAAACAUAGGGGCUGAUAGCUUUUUCACUUACGUCGAUACAUCUUCAUUUACCAUACAACUUUGUUAAUAUUCAAGAUGAAAUGAUCAACAGUAACAGAAGAAAAGCCUCAAGAACUGCAGGUAGUGACUUGUGUGAUCACUGUAGUCACCAGGUUACAUAACUUCUGUGAUCUAUAGACAUCUAAAAUUAAUUUAAAGCUUCCCGUGUAAAAACUUGAGAUAAUCUUGAUUAUCUACAUCAGGGGUGCUCAACCCACUGUCUUAGGGUCGCAUGCGGCCCUCAGGGAGAUUUAAUGCGGCCCUCGGCAAUUAGUAGAAAUAUAAUUAAAGUUACUGAAUAUUUUAUAUAAAUUUAAUAUAACAAACACUAUUAUGAUAGUGAAAUAGUAUCGCACUAAGCACGUAUGUUCAGCGAAUAAAGCCUUUGUUAUAUUUCCUUAUGAAUCUGUUUGAAGUUUCUGUUCAAUAAAUAAAGUCUUUGCCUUAUAUCUUAGGAAUCUACUUAAUUAUUUUCUCUAUAACAAAAUUAUGAUUAUUUUAGUAGUAAAACCAGUGACUUCUGUAAGAGGUGUUCUGAUUAUGAUUCCUUUUUUUAAGUUUAAAAAACAUGGUUGAUGUUAUUAAUGUAAAGAAUGUACUGUAUACAGUAUAUUAUUUACUACGUUUAUUCACAUUAAGGUCAAUGUGUGGCCCGCAUCACACAUUUGCCCAUCAAAUGUGGCCCACUCACGGAAAAGGGUUGAGCACCACUGAUUCUACUCGUAGUUUUAUAUCGACGACAAGAACGCAUCACAUUUACCAGUACAAACACUCGUGUGGCCUACAGUAUAGGUAGGAAUCAUUGAUAUUUAUUGGAUUCAGUUGAUGCUCAUUUGUUAACUCUAUAAGAGAUGAUCCCAAAGCUUGCUUUAAGCUCCUAUAGAUACGAUUACUGAUAUAUACAUAUGAUAUCUUCCCUCGCGUACAAAAAUACAUACAUCAGUCAUAUUUGUUAGUCGUUAUGUUCUUUAAGUUUGUGUGAAAAAUUUUGCGCGAAUGGUUGCACUAAAACAAUACUCUUAAGAUAAUGCUAUUUUUCUUACGCAGGUGUACACAGGUGUUCCACUACCUUCUCACUGCUACACCUGGAUAUUGACAAAUUAAUUCACUUCAUAUUACAUUUACGGGUUUACAUUUUGUUUGUAUACUCUGUAUAUACAACAUAUAAACUGUAUAUACAACAUAUGUGUGUGCGGGUGUGUGUGUGUGUGUGUGUGUGUGUGUGUGUGUGUGUGAUUAUAUUUUGUAACCAUGCCUCACUGCCUACAUAUACAUAAACUAGAGUAGAAUCUUUAUCAAUACUAAUAAUAUAGCACAUUACUUGUGUAUGAUAGAACAACAAAUUAACUAUCAGCCAGUAACAUCCACUAACAACCUGGCCUGAAGGAUGGAAGAGAAACACCCGCUGGGUAAGAGAGGAACCCAUGUAAAACAGAGGUUGAUUCCAACCCUUGAUAUUGUCGUCUGGUCUAUGUUUUUCUGUCCCAUAUUAAGUUGAUGGUGUUAAUGUCUAUAACAUUUCUUGUUCAUGUAUUAGGCAAACAUUGGUCAUUUUAUUGACAACUUUCCAAGAGUUUUGACAGCAUUUAGUCACUGAUUUUUCAUAUUCAGGUGUAAAGGUUUUAGUCUAAUACUCAUCAAUAAUAUGUUGAUAUUUUUCUUGUCAUGAUUUCACAUAAGAGCUAAGAUGAUAAUUAUAUCUUUGCUAGAGAUAAAUUCUUAGAGUUAUGAAAUGUUAAAUGUUCAAUGUAACUCAGACGACAAUUUUUUACUCAACCCAUCGCUUACGUGAAAACCUUGGUACAAACUUAUUGUGAAAGACAGAAAAAUUAAAGUUCUCUUCCAUUUCUCUUACCCAGCGCCCCGCUUUCCCCAGUCUGGCUCCAGAUUCUCAAAAAUUCGUACGAUGUAUUUCCUUUACCCUAACUGUGGAUAAUAGUAAGCAUCUAGUUAGGUUCGACUUUUAGUGCAAAUUCUACUCCCUUUCUGCAGCCAUCACUGUGUCAUCAUUUAUGUUAGGCAGGAAGAGACGAUUUAGUAUAUUACAGUUAGGAGGAAAAAUACCAUUGGAAUGUUUGAGAAUCCUGGCCUUGGGUAGUACAGUAUACAGCGCCAGCAGAGCCAGCCAGAGUCCAGGAGGAUAAUGUAUAUGUCAUGUUGACCUGCCCUCAGCACGCUGAUAAGGUGGGCGGCUCGCUAGCCUCAUGACACUUGCCUGAUGCAUUGAGUCUUUUUUGUGGUUAAGGGGAGACUGCCUGCAAAAAGGACUCGACGCUUUCAGUCUUGCUAAGUAUACAGUAUAUAUAUAUAAAAAUAGUAUAAGUUUGAUUAUGUCGAUCCUACACAUACUUAUUAUAAUAAAUAAUUUUGUACAAGAAAAGCUGAACAAUAAAGAUAGAGCACAAAAGUC
Homarus americanus (American lobster) is the source of this 7291-nucleotide messenger RNA. RefSeq names its product orexin receptor type 1-like. The record is from RefSeq and is a predicted model, not a curated record. Gene Ontology annotation, cellular component: membrane. Bases 2408 to 3892 code for a protein of 494 amino acids. Gene Ontology annotation, biological process: G protein-coupled receptor signaling pathway. Gene Ontology annotation, molecular function: peptide binding; G protein-coupled receptor activity. NCBI's taxonomy places the organism in Eukaryota, Metazoa, Arthropoda, Malacostraca, Decapoda, Nephropidae. The transcript is spliced from 3 exons.